Cyprinodon variegatus (sheepshead minnow) is the source of this 5392-nucleotide messenger RNA. It is a transcript of the gene scyl2, whose product is annotated as SCY1-like, kinase-like 2. Gene Ontology annotation, biological process: protein phosphorylation. Gene Ontology annotation, molecular function: protein kinase activity; ATP binding. The record is from RefSeq and is a predicted model, not a curated record. The coding region runs from base 163 to 2931 and encodes 922 amino acids. NCBI's taxonomy places the organism in Eukaryota, Metazoa, Chordata, Actinopteri, Cyprinodontiformes, Cyprinodontidae. The transcript is spliced from 19 exons.
UUUCCUAGCAUGCUAAGCUAACUCAUUUCGUAUGCUGCUGGAAGGCGACAUGGGGGCUGUAUUUCACAGCCUUUAGUGAUCGUAGCGGUGCAUGCUAAUAAUUCUAAUCAGACUGAAAUCUGAGAGUUUCCUUUUUAUUACGCUGCUGGGUCCAGUCUCACCAUGGAGUCGAUGCUGAACAAAUUGAAAAGCACCGUCACUAAAGUGACGGCAGAUGUCACCAGCGCUGUUAUGGGCAACCCGGUGACACGGGAAUUCGAGGUUGGCCGACAUAUUGCCAGUGGAGGUCCCGGUUUAUGCUGGAGGAUCUAUAACGGCACCAAGAAGUCCACCAAACAGGAAGUCGCAGUGUUUGUGUUUGAUAAGAAGAUGAUCGACAAGUAUCAGAAAUUUGAGAAGGACCAGAUCAUCGAUUCCUUAAAAAGAGGGGUGCAACAGCUGACUAGACUGCGUCACCCGCGCCUCCUGACUGUGCAGCAUCCUCUGGAAGAGUCCCGAGACUGCUUGGCAUUCUGCACAGAACCAGUGUUUGCUAGUCUGUCCAACGUGUUGGGCCAGUGGGACAACCUGCCCAGCCCUGUGCCCAAAGACAUCAAAGAAUACAAACUAUAUGAUGUGGAGACCAAAUAUGGCUUACUGCAGAUGUCGGAGGGUUUGUCAUUUCUUCACAGCGGGGUUAAGAUGGUUCAUGGUAACUUAUGUCCAGAGAAUAUUAUCCUGAAUAAGAGCGGCGCCUGGAAGAUCAUGGGCUUUGACUUUAGCAUAUCUUCAAACAACCCGGCAGACGCAGAGCCAAAGUACACGUGUAAAGAGUGGGAGCCCAGCCUGCCACCCCUCUGCCUCCCUAACCCUGAAUACCUGGCCCCUGAGUACAUCCUGUCUGUCAGCUGCGACUCGGCCUCAGACAUGUACUCUCUCGGCGUUGUAAUGCAUGCCGUUUUCAACGAAGGCAAACCUGUAAUCCAAGUCAACAAGCACGAUAUUUUUAAGAGUUUCAGCAGACAGCUGGAUCAGCUGAGCAAUAUGAGUCCAUCCCUGCUCAGUAAGGUUCCAGAGGAGGUGCGGGAACACGUCAAGAUGUUGCUCAGUGUCUCUCCAAAUGUUCGUCCUGAUGCAGACCAGAUGACAAAGAUUCCAUUUUUUGAUGAUGUUGGGGCUGUAACAUUGCAGUACUUUGAUACCCUCUUCCAAAGGGACAACCUGCAGAAAUCUCAGUUCUACAAAGGGUUACCCAAAGUGCUGCCAAAGCUACCAAAGAGAGUUGUUGUGUACCGCAUAUUGCCUGCGUUGACCUCAGAGUUUGUCAACCCAGACAUGGUUCCGUUCGUGUUGCCCAAUGUGCUGCUGAUUGCAGAGGAGUGCACCAAGGAGGAGUAUGUUCGCCUCAUCCUGCCUGACCUCUCGCCUGUUUUUAAGCAGCAGGAGCCUCUCCAGGCUAGUAAUAUGAUCCUCCUAAUAUUCCUGCAAAAGAUGGACCUGCUUCUGACGAAGACGCCAGCAGACGAUAUCAAGAACAGCGUUCUUCCCAUGGUCUACAGGGCUGUGGAAGCUUCCUCAGUACAGAUCCAGGAGCUGUGCUUGAACAUCAUCCCAACAUUUGCCAACCUGAUAGACUACCCAUCCAUGAAGAAUUCUCUCAUCCCGCGCAUCAAAUCAGCCUGCCUACAGACGUCCUCUCUCGCUGUGCGAGUAAACUCCCUGGUGUGUCUGGGAAAGAUUUUGGAGUAUCUGGAUAAGUGGUAUGUCAUCGACGAGAUCCUUCCCUUCCUGCAACAGAUCCCCUCUAGAGAACCGGCUGUACUGAUGGGCAUUUUAGGAAUCUAUAAAUGCACGUUCACCCACAAGAAGCUUGGCAUCCCCAAAGAGCACCUCGCCACAAAGAGUUUACCCCACCUGGUCUCCCUUAGUAUAGAUAAUAACCUCAAUCUAAAUCAGUUUAAUUCUUUUAUGUUGGUAAUCCGAGAUAUGCUGAACCGCAUGGAGGCUGAACACAAAACCAAACUGGAGCAGCUGCAUAUCAUGCAGGAGCAGCACAGAAGUCUAAACAUCACAAAUCCAGGGAACUCAACCGAAGAGACUAAAAGCCCCCCCACCUCUGCAAACCAGAUUGACGACAUAUUUGGCAGCACGAGUGUUAAUGGGAAAGAAAAUGGAUCUGCAACAACAGCGACGUCGCAGCCUAAUAGGGUAUCUCUGACGCUAGAGGAGAAACAAAGAUUAGCCAAGGAGCAGGAGCAGGCAGCUAAACUGAGGAGCCAGCAGCCUUUAGCGCCUCAGGCCAUCAAGCCAGCUACCUCUAGCAGCUCAAAGACUAAAGAUCUGACCAGCAGCCUGCUCAACAACAUGACAUCACUAAACAGCCUGUCUUUAGGAAGCUCAGUGAGACCUCCUCCAGUGCAAGGCACCACCAUGGCUGCCUUCCCCUCCUCUGGUCCUAUGGUGGGUCCAGUCUCUAAUGGAUUCAACCCAAGCAUGGGUUUCCAAUCAGCAGGCCUUGGGAUGGGGAUGCGACCUUCGGGCCCAGGCCUCUAUGGAGGAAUGGCGGCCACCACCAGUGCACCAAACUUCGGGGCCCUUUCGCAGAAUCAAGGACCAUCUGGGCUGACGAACAGAGCGCCUAACAUGUCGGCCCUGGACAACCUGUUUACAGCCAACAAGCCCAAAGUCCCUCUCAACCAAAUAGGUUCCCAGGCUGCAUCUGGAGGCAGCACCCCCUGGGUGAGUCAGUUUGGUCCGGGUCAGAACGCGCAGACUCAGAUGCAGGGCGCGGCGGUAGGGAUGGGAGGGAUGCCCGCCGGGUUUGGGAUGCAGGCAAAUCCUUUUUUCAGCCCGCAGAACUUUUCUCAACCAGGCGCCGCCCCGAGUAUGAACCCCAGCGGAGUCAAACAGAGCGCAUCCGUCAACAACGAUCUGCAGGACUUAUUCGGUUGAAAAAGAGGUGAAGAAGGACCACUGAUGAAGUAUAUUCUUUCAAAGACUGUAGAGAGAAGAGCUUUGGAUUAUCACAGGACACUGUAUGACUGUGGAGCACUUUCAGAGGUGUUUUGUAUUUUUAAUCUCGUCUAAUUUAACGUCUCGUGCUGAAGUUCUGCUGGAAAAUGAAAGCUGUACCAACAGUUGGGUGUGGGUACUGCUACUUUUACGUUUCGGUCUUUCAGUGCUGGGGGGUUUCCUACUGUUUUUCUACUUUCCCAGACAAAUAUAUUGGGUCAGGAGGAGUCUGAUCUCAGAUCAUUCUUGAAUAUACUAGAGAAAGGAGAGUAUUUUACCUAAAGAACAACAUAUUUUCAUUUUCAUACCUUGGAUAUAUAAAGGAUCUGUAGUUUUAGAUGCAGUCCUUCCUCACUUCACCUGUUAUGUUUAUUUAACGAUCAACUCAACAAUCUUGGGGGUCAUUCAUUCUUAAUGUGACCAAACUCGCCUCGCCUCCAUUCCUUCAGUCAGCCUCCGUUUGCUACCAUUUCAUUAGCUUUGCAGGUAAUUAUUGUAGUUUCUAUUAUUGGAGAGUGAGACUCCCUUCUGGGCGGGAUCUUUGUGGAAGAGCUGUUACUGCUGUGUUUUAGGGAAUCCCAACGCUUAAGGCAGUUUGAAAAACAUAUGUGCAUAUUUUGUGCCUUACAAUGGUAUAAGUCUGCAGCUCAGCAAUGGUAGGGAUAGUCCAGGGCGAAAUACACUUAGCUUAACUAUUUUUUGAAUAAAAUACCAUUAUUCCUUGUAUAAACACAAAGAAAGCAGAAAGUUAUGUUACUGUUGGUGAAAAGAGGAACAUCAAUGAUUCCUACUGCUGCUAGAAGGAGCUUUUGGUUGGUUGUGAGUGGAGUAAUUGGUAUUAAACAGGUAAAAACAAAUGAUUAGAGUUGACAUUUGGAAGAUUUGAUGCCUUGCAUUAGAGAUCAGAGAUGUUAGUAUUGUUUAAUUAACAAUAUCCAUAAAUAAUUCCAUAGAAUUUAAACCCCUACAAUAUGUUAGAGGAAAAAAAACAGGGAUUUUGCUUCACUUGUUGGGUUUUAGUUCCUUCUAGUCUUGAUUUAUGAAGCUCUAAUUACCAAUAUAGACCUCACAAUGUCUCUACAUUAUGUAAAAGUUGGCAUUCCUUUCAAAAUCUUUAGAAUCCCUCCUUUUUAUCAUCUCAGUGAUAUUAAAGAAAAGUGUUUUCUUUCGCUCAGUAAAAACGUCUUUACUGAGUGUUUUAUCGCCACAUCCUGGAAGCUGGGAGAUGAUUUAAUGGUUAGAUUAGCAGUUUCCUCUUAGCAGCUGAUUUCUCUAUGAGUUGCUGUAACAUUUAUUGAUUAUUUAAUUAACGCAUAGGUUUUUCCACAAAUGUCGAGUAGACACCAAAACUCGCAACAGGAAAAGUGUAGCAGUCUACUUCAACCAGCUGACCGGGAGUGCUCAGCAACAAGUGGGGGUGGGACAUUGUUGCUUAAUCUAUACAACUGGAAAAACCUCCUUUUGUUCCUCGCUCUAGCAUUGCUUCCAUUGGCUUCAGGAACAACAUAAUGGAGGAUUUUAUUGAUUUAUUGAAGCUGUAAUCUUUUUAAUAUCUGGACAUAUCCUGAUGGGCUAACCGGCCCAUUCCUACAUAAGGAUAUUCUUCCAAUGUGUUUGACUUGCUUUGUAACAUUUCACUGAUAUCAAUGAUCAGUGAUCAGAUAUUGACCAGUUGAUAUUUACACAUCAUCUCUGCUCAGAAACCACAUGGACCGCAUCAGCAUCCAAGGCUUUAUCUUCCUAAUCUGUCGCAUCUCAGCCUGUUGAUCAUGUGUGUUAGUAUAAAGUGUAAAGCAAAGCUCCAUUAGGGCCUUUAGAUUAUUUCUCUUUUGUGAUUCUGGGUAAGAGGCCUUAGAUGAGUUGAGUGCAAUAAUCCUUUGCGGUUCUUAAAGGGUACAAAUUGUCUGAACAAGCUUUUGUUGCGUCUGCAACUUUCUCUGCUGACCUGCAAUAACAUCACUGUCCUGAUAGGUUUUUAUUAACGACUGGAUAUUAAUGUAUAUUCACUCUGAAUUAAACUUUUUUUUGUAUUUUAGAUGCACCUUGCUCACAAUGGUUCUGCUGAUUGUGCUUUAAAAUAAACUUCUCUUUAGGUUUUGUUCAUUUCCACAUCAAUGCGUUUCAACCAGUUUUUGCUAAUCUGAUGUAAUUAUCAGUUUUAUUUUCCAAACUGUAGCAGAGCCCCCAAAGUGAACAGAAAUGAACUUUGACUAUCUGUAAAUUACUGCUGUCCUGUUUGUGAAGUGUGAUGUUUGUUUUUGUUCAGUUGCUGCUUUCUGAAGGUCUGUACAUAUAUAAAAACAUACAAUCUAAUCUAUUCUCAAAUGAUGGUUACUGUUUUUGUCAUUUUUAAAAAUUUGAUUAGCAUUUCUUGUUGGCUAAUAACAGAUAAAAUAAAAUA